Molecule: messenger RNA, 7042 nt
Organism: Leptopilina heterotoma
Lineage: Eukaryota; Metazoa; Arthropoda; Insecta; Hymenoptera; Figitidae
Exons: 2
Coding region: 858-7034 (2058 amino acids)
Biological process (GO): protein deubiquitination
Molecular function (GO): cysteine-type deubiquitinase activity
Source: RefSeq, a predicted model, not a curated record
UCGCCAAAGUCGGGCCAACUGUGGGCACUAGUACUUGCCAAAGUUGGGCAAACUCUGGCAAUCAAAACUUCGCUUGCCAAAGUUAGGCCAACCUUGGGCCAACCUUCAAACUCUGGCGGCCAACCCAAAUUCGCAUCUGGGUAAUGGCCGGUUUAAUGCCAUUAUAACAUAUUUUGUUUGUUUUUUAACUCCUUCGCAGUACUGAUUUGGUGUUAUGCCAGUACUGAUUUUAAUACUUUUUUAACUCCGACGUAUUACUGAUUCGGUUUUGGAGUCAGUAUACUCCCAGUACUGAUCGGCUUCCGAAAGUCAGUACCGACGGUCAGUACUGAGUCAGUACCACCGGCAGUACCAUGCCGGUGUUUAACUCCGUCCGAAAUUCGGACAUUUCUACUUGGGACGGGAUACAUAGCAUAAAUUCGAAAUUUUCAUAUUAUUGAUAGUUUUUCAGUAAUCUAAAAAAUCUAAUUUAAUCGAGUACCCGAAUUUAUCAAGUAUUCGAAAUAUUCGUGAUAUCGCAUGCAAUCGAAUUCUCGAAAAUUUCAAGUAUUCCAUACAUAGCUUUUGAAAUGAAAUUUAAAAAAAAAGAGAGUUGAAAUAUCAUUUUGAAGCCCGAAUAAACUGACAGUUGAUAUAUCAUUUUUCAUAAAAGUAACACUUUUAAUAAAAGUUUAAUUGAUAGUCAUAACCUCAAAUUAUUCCUUGCUUAUAUCUCCAUUCAUGGUUUGGAUUGUUUUCCGCACUUGGGGAAUGUGAAGUUCAAUAUGAAAGAAAUCUCGAAUUGGUAUUUUAUUUAUUCAAUUCACAUAUUUGCUCCGUUGUCGUUUAGAUACCCAAUAAUUUUUAAUUGGUUCUAAAUGUUUUUAAAGGUUGCAGCCAAGGCAAAAGUAGGAUUAUCAUCUGAAGUGCAACGGAUAAUUAGAUAUGCGGUUGAAGAAAAUGAGGAGUUCAAAAAAGAAUUAGCUUUAUUAUUACAAAAAAACAAAAAUGCAUCCUUUACUAAUACCACAUACGAUGUUAAGAAGGUUGCAAUCAAGAAAAAGAAGAAAGGUAACGAAAAUAAAAGUAAUGGGUUCCAAAGCGAGGCAAGAUGCGUCAGAGAUAAAGAGAAUAAUAUGUAUGUUAUUAGAACUGUUCCUGGUGAUGGAAAUUGCUUGUUUCACUCUCUUGCAUUAUGGCUUACUGAUCAAGAGAAUCAUAUAUAUAAAAACGAUACGCAUAAAAUAAUACGCCAAAGAAUUGUAAAUCAUGUUCAAUGUAACUGGAAUGAUCUUAAAUAUAAUUUACAUGCUACUCAAGAUGAAAACGAAAAAAAAUGUAACACUUUUGCGGAUUAUAAUGAGAAGAUGGGGGGAAAUGGAAAAUAUGGUACUGAUUUUGAAAUUGGAAUGUUUUCACAAUUAUACAAUGUCAAUGUACAAAUAUUUAAGGAAACAGAAAAUCAUGAAAUUGUGAAAAAUAUUGGAAGAUUCAACACUCCGGACAUUACAAAUAAUUCAACAAUUAUGUUGUUUUUUUCUAGAAGUGAUAGAUCGGGACAUUUUGAACUAAUAGAAGAAUUCCAUUAUUACACAAAAAAGAUGGAAAUUAAGAAACAAGAGAAGAAGAGAAUGGAAUAUAAAGAAGAGAUAUUAAAAAAAGGAAAAGAGAACAAUAAUGUGUCAGGGAAAAUAGCAGAAGAUGAAAUAAAGAAACCAGAGGAGAAGAGAGUAGAAUAUAAAGAAGAGAGAUUAGAAAAAGGAAAAGAGAAGAAUAGUGUGUCAAGGAAAAUAGCAGAAGAUGAAAUAAAGAAACCAGAGAAGAAGAAAGUAGAAUGUAAAGAAAAGAGGUUAGAAAAAAGAAAAGAGAAGAGUAGCGUGACAGGAAAAAUAUUAGAAUAUGAAAUAGAGAAGCCAGAGAAGAAGAGAAUUGAAUGUAAAGAAAAGAGAUUAGAAGAAGGAAAAGAGAAGAGUAGUGUGACAGGAAAAAUAGCAGAAGAUGAAAUAGAGAAACCAAAGGAGAAGAAAGUAGAAUGUAAAGAAGAGAGAUUAGCAGAAAGAAAAGAGAAGAGUAGUGUGACAGGGAAAAUAGCAGAAGAUGAAAUAGAGAAACCAGAGAAGAAGAGAGUAGAAUGUAAAGAAAAGAGAUUAGAAGAAGGAAAAGAGAAGAGUAGUGUGACAGGAAAAAUAGCAGAAGAUGAAAUAGAGAAACCAAAGGAGAAGAAAGUAGAAUGUAAAGAAGAGAGAUUAGCAGAAAGAAAAGAGAAGAGUAGUGUGACAGGGAAAAUAGCAGAAGAUGAAAUAGAGAAACCAGAGAAGAAGAGAGUAGAAUGUAAAGAAAAGAGAUUAGAAGAAGGAAAAGAGAAGAGUAGUGUGACAGGAAAAAUAGCAGAAGAUGAAAUAGAGAAACCAAAGGAGAAGAAAGUAGAAUGUAAAGAAGAGAGAUUAGCAGAAAGAAAAGAGAAGAGUAGUGUGACUGGGAAAAUAGCAGAAGAUGAAAUAGAGAAACCAGAGAAGAAGAGAGUAGAAUGUAAAGAAAAGAGAUUAGAAGAAGGAAAAGAGAAGAGUAGUGUGACAGGAAAAAUAGCAGAAGAUGAAAUAGAGAAACCAAAGGAGAAGAAAGUAGAAUGUAAAGAAGAGAGAUUAGCAGAAAGAAAAGAGAAGAGUAGUGUGACAGGGAAAAUAGCAGAAGAUGAAAUAGAGAAACCAAAGGAGAAGAAAGUAGAAUGUAAAGAAGAGAGAUUAGAAGAAAGAAAAGAGAAGAGUAGUGUGAUAGGGAAAAUAGCAGAAGAUGAAAAAGAAACACAAAAGUUGUCUGCAACUACUUUUAAUGAAGAAUUAAAAGAGACAAUUUGUACAGAAACACAAGUAGUAGUAGACAAUGCAAAAGAUUUUUCAGCUUUUGACUUCAAUGAAGAGACAGAAGAAAUGCAUUCUUCCAAAUUUCCAAAAAGUAGGGACACAAGAAAGGAAAAAAUCAUAAUUCAUCAAGAAGAAUGGAUAAAAAUAAAUAAAAUUAUAGACCUUAAUGAUAAUAAGAAUGAGUGCAAUGAGAAUGUUAUUGAUGAGUGUGAUGAAAAUAAAUAUAGUUGCAAUAAAAAAGGUGUGAAUGUACGUCGUGAAAAUAAAAUUACUUUUGACCAAAAUAGUUGUAAUAAAAAUAUGAAAGAGGACGAUAAAUUUGAGAGUAAUAGUGAUUUAAUAAUUGUCAAAAAUGGUAAAAAUGAGAGUAGUCGCAAUGAUAUUAAUAGUAUAAAUAAUAAUGAAAAAAAGAAGAAUAAUAAUGAGGGGAGUACUUUUAAUGAUAUUGAUGCUUAUAAUUAUGAUAAUUAUAGUACAACAAAUAAUGAGUUUAAAACGAAUGAGAGUGAUGUUAAUGAGAAUAGUUGGAACAAGUCAACCGACGAUAAAAAUGAAAAUGUUAAGAAUUGUUUUGAUAGAAUUAGUGAUGAUGAGUGUGAAAAUAAGGAUUAUUGUCAGAAUAAUAAAAACGUUGAGAAUAGAGAUUGUGAUGCAAUUAAUGUCAAUGAUGAGACUACUAAUUAUGAGAAUAGUGAGCAUGAUUAUGAUGAGAAGUAUUGUGUUAAAGAUGAUGAUGAUAAUGUUAGUAUAGGUAGCGAUGAUGAUGAAUAUGAUGAUAAAUAUGAUUAUGAAUAUAAUAAUGGUGAUGGUAACGACGGUGAUGAUGAUGGAUAUGAAAAUAAUGGUGAUGAUGAUGAGAAUGGCGAUGAUGAUGAAUAUAAUGAAGAUGGUGAUGAAUAUAAUGAAGAUGCUGAUGGUGAUGAUACAGCAAGAAAGAAGAAAUUAAGAAAAAUAUGUCACAAGAUAGAAAAGAAAGAUAAUAGUAAAGCAAAAGAAGAAAUGGAAAAAACUAGUAAAACAGCAAAAAAAGAAAGGAUAAAAUAUGAAGAGUUCAUAGGUGAAGUACAAGUCGAUCAAAAAAUGUGGAAAAGUAAUACGGAUACAUAUGACAGAGAUACCAUAUAUGGUUCUAUUAAGAAAUGUUUUUUCGAAAUUUUAGAAUGCCCAUGUAGUUUAACAUUUUAUAAUUUUAGAUUUAAUAACAGUGUAAAAAAUACAAUUAUUAUAUACGCAUUUUGCUCUCAAAAUCAUAUUCAUUCACAACAUUUUAAAUGUGAAAUAAGAGAUUUAGAGCUUAAACAUACAACGUUGAGAGUAUUAAGUAAUAAAAAAAUGUUAGUUUCACAUGAUGGCACAACAAAAAAGUAUAAACAGAUCAGAGGUAAGCAACGAGAUGAAAUGAAGAGACUUUUACAACAUCAAUCUGCUAGAAAAAUUCAAUUGAAGACAGAACUAUCAUUAAACAAAGAUAUGUGGCAAAAUGGUCAUCCACAAAAUAUGAUGAAAAUAAAAACGCUACACAAAAUCAGACAAGAAGAUAAAAGUAAACAUCGAUUAACUUUGGAAGAUAAAGUACUUUCAGAUUUAUGUCAGCUGUGUAUAAAUGAAAGUAAAAAAGAUGAUCCUUAUCUUCGUAAUGUGUCAGUACCUUUGAGAACAGUCAUGUAUAGCAAACGGCAAUUACAAGCAAUAGUCGAUAAUAAAUCAACUAGAAUUGGGCAUUGUGAUUCUACAGGAUCCAUAGCUAGGAAACUAGAUGACGUUUCUAGCAAUAAAGUCAUGUACUAUUGCAUAGUGUGCAAAGUUAAUGAAUCCGAAAUUCCAGCAAUAGAGAUGUUAACGGUGAAUCAUGACGCUUUUUCUAUAGGCAAAUUUUUGAUGGAUUUUGAAGAAUUUGUUCUGAAAGAAAAAUUUGAAUGGCCAUUUUUUAAAGCUAUUGUUGUCGACUGGUCUUGGGCAUCAAUAAACGCCAUAACAUUACAGUGGAAUAAAAUGACAGUAGUUGAUUACAUUAAUAUGACUUAUGAUUAUUUAACAAAGAAAAAAGACCUUCCAAACCACUUAACAUUCCUAUUGACGUGUUUUGCUCACGUAAUGCAUCGAACAUCAAAAACUAUAGACAAAAAUUAUAUACGUUUAAAAGAUAAGAAAAGUUUUGUUCUAGACAUAUUCAGUUUGUUAUUAUUAAGUCGAACUAUUGAUGAAGUAGACGUUAUAUUUGAAGAUAUUUUACACAUUCUGUUAACGAAGGAUGCAGAAAAAGCUAAUAGGUCAAUUCUCAUUCUCUCCGGCAUGAUAACAAAAGAUAUAAAGGAUGAAAUGAAAAGUGUUUACAAAGAAGUAAAAGUUAUUGAAAAUGCUAUAGAGGAAUAUAAGAUUGAAAAAGAAUUCGAGUACUUUUAUAAAGACAGCAAAGCAGUAUUUACCCAAUCAGAAUUUUAUAAACGGUUUUAUAUAAAAUUAGUAAGAUUGCAGAACAAAUACAAUGAAGAAGAAGCUUUACUCGAUGAUGAAAACGAUGAAAAUUUGAAUAAAUUUUAUUGUCCUAGAUUUGCAGAAUAUUUAACACUGGAGUAUAUGCCUUUCAUUUCUAUUUGUGGAGCAUUGAUGCUCGAUACUAUUGAUAAAAAUAUCUCUCGCGUUAGUAAUAGUUACGUAGAAACACACAAUGCAACAAUAAAACAUUCUAUCUUAGAAAAGCGAAAAAAUUGUGCAGCAGGACAAGUCAUUAGGGAACUUGAAGACUAUGUUGAUGAAAUUGUAGCAGAAUGUAACCUGGGGGAAGAUGCGAGAAUAAAAAUGACUAAGAAAGAAAAAGAAAAGCCAGCUUAUCCAGAUACAGCUUCUAAUCCUUUAACUGUUGACGUGUGGAGAAGAGGUAAACAAUCGGUUCAAAGAAAAGCUAAUCAUGCGUCGGCUAAAACUUUGACGAAACUGGUAAAAGAAAUCAUUGAUAAGAAAAUAAUAACAGCAGAGGAAAAUGAAGCAGAGCGACUAGUAUCUAAACACGGCACAAAAAAUUUUGUAAGAAAAGAAUUUAUUCAAACUAGUAACAAUAAACUGACUGGAUCAAAUUACGAAGUUGAUGACCUGAAGAAAAAAAAAGAAAUAGUCAAUCUAAAUAAAGAAAUAUUUAAAAAUGAGAAAACUGAUUCACGGAAAAGGAAAAUAAUUAAUGAAAACGGAAAACACUUAGAAGAAAAACGUCAAAAAACAAUUCACGAAGAAUGUGUAGUAGAAAACAUAGGCGAUAAUAUAAUCGAAUAUUCUCAAAAUGAGAAAAAGAAUUUAGAAUAUUAUUCUACUUCGAAAUCGAAUUACAUAAUAGUUGGAAAAUUCACGUUUGGAGAUAGUGUAUUUUCAACAACCAGCGAAAUUCAUAUUACUUGCAAGCACUUAAAAUCUCUUACAAACGAUUCAGGUUGGAUUGACGGGCAAAUCAUUGACUCUUAUUCUGUGUGUAGAAAACAAUUUUGGUCAGAAAAUAUUACUUACAUUCCAACUGAUAAUACAAGUAUAUUUUUAGGGGAUUUUUAUAAUAAAAGGAAGGAUACCAUUCACCCAUUUUAUAAAAUGAAUAAACCUCUGAAUGAUAUCAUUCUAAUGCCUUACUUGUUCCUUGGACAUUGGAGAUUACUAUUUGUUAAUGUAAAACAAUUGUUCAUAACGUUAAUAGAUCCUUAUAUGCAAGGUAGUGAUGAAGACAGAGUGGUAGAGGCAUUUUAUCAAUUUAUAAAAGUUUGCGACGUUAAUUCUUCUUUUGGAAAAUUUAAAAAAGGGAAAUUUGAAGUAAAACAAUACGUAAAAAGAAGACCAUAUCAACCAGUAAACGAUGGGUCUAACUGUGGAGUUUACAUCCAGUACUAUUUGGAUAGUAUUGCAACUGACACAGAAAUGGAAGAAAACUUCAACCCUCUUAAGUUUAGAAAUAAUGUUGCUAAUCAGUUGAUUAUUUGUGCUGAAAAAGGACCACAAAAUUGUGCUUAUUGCGAAUUUAAAGUUAAAGACAAAAAAUGUAUUGUCUGUGAAGAAUGUAGUGUAAACGUUCACAAACAAUGUGCGUAUAAAGGAGAAAUUAAUUCUGAUGAUGAAGAAAACAUUAACUAUCGGCCAAAUAAAAGAGUUAAUAAAGAUAUCUUAGAUAAAUAUAAAUGUAAACUGUGCAGGCGUCAAUCACAAAAAAAUAAAAAAUGAAUCUUUGU